AUGAUUGUACCUGUAGAUGUAGACCAUCAACAUCCUCAUCAAUAUUAUUAUUUGGGUGCAAGGCCAUUGGUUCUGUUAACUUGGGGUGCUUGGAAGCUUGGACUCUGUACAGUCAUCGUAAUUUGCAGUUCGGAGGGAUUGAUUAUCAAAACGUUGAAUAGAGAUGCCACAUAUGAGCCUUCAAAGCGGUCAAAUAACUGGCUUAAAUUGAAGAAAGAUUACAUGGAGAGUAUUGGUGACUCGCUAGAUUUGGUACCCAUUGCUGCUUUCCAUGGUCGGGGGAAACGCACUGGUGUUUAUGGCGCCUUUCUCCUUGCUUGUUAUGAUAGCAGUAACGAGGAAUUUCAAAGCAUUUGCAAAAUUGGGACUGGGUUUUCUGAAGCAAUGCUUGAAGAGCGUUCUGCCAGUCUUCGUUCUAAAGUGAUUCCCAAACCAAAGUCGUACUAUCGAUAUGCAGAUACAAUCAAUCCAGAUGUUUGGUUUGAAACCUCUGAGGUGUGGGAGGUGAAAGCUGCAGACCUGACUAUCAGCCCUGUUUAUCGUGCUGCAACUGGGAUUGUUGAUCCUGAUAAGGGCAUUUCUCUCCGAUUUCCGCGUCUCGUUCGUGUCCGUGAAGAUAAGAGUCCAGAGGAGGCCUCAUCAUCUGAGAUGGUUGCUGAGAUGUACACUGCUCAGAAGCACAAUCAACGGAACAAUCAAGAUGAAAAUGAAGAUGAUUAA
Molecule: messenger RNA, 720 nt
Organism: Ilex paraguariensis (yerba mate)
Lineage: Eukaryota; Viridiplantae; Streptophyta; Magnoliopsida; Aquifoliales; Aquifoliaceae
Source: the annotation of a GenBank genome assembly